GAGUCACUGACGGCGAUUCCACUAAACAUCAAGAAAGACAUUACUACCUGUUAUCUGAACUGCAGACCUUAGUAAAAGAGUUACCAUGGUAAUGGUCCCUCGUCCUGUCAAGACUUCCUCCACGGAGCUCAAAGGACUGGUUUUCACUUUAAAUAAACUCGCAUCUCCUCGAUUAACCGACAUGUGUGACUCGUGUUGUUUCUCUCCGCGGUGCAGCUCCUUCCAGCAGCGCCUGUCCUACAGCACGCUGGGUGACCUGGCCCUCGCGCUCAUAGACGGGACGGUUUAUGAGAUCGUGCAAGGACUCCUGGAUAUUCAGCAUCUCACAGAGAAAAACCUGUACAACCAGAGGCAGAAGCUCAACGGGGAACACCAAGCACUCAAACAAGAUCUUGUCCGGAAACACAAAGAUGCUGUCCAGUCAUGCAAGUCUCACAACCUCGUGCUCCUCAAAUCCAACCAACAAGUGGAGCUCGAGUCUCUGGAAAUUCGUGUGCGAGAGGAACAAAGAACGAUGGAUAAAAAGAUUGUCGCGGAAAUGGAUCAAAAAGUGAUCGACCAGCAGAACACAUUGGAGAAAGCGGGAGUCCCUGGAUUUUUUAGCACCACUAAUCCUCAGGAGCUGACAAUGCAGAUGAACCUACUUGAACUCAUCCUCAAGCUUCAACAGAAGGAGUCACAGUCUGGACUCCUUUGAGAAGGAGGCCUCAUUGUGCCAAAGAAGGAGGGGGAAAUCCUGCAAUAGCAACUGUCUGCGGAUGUUUCUAUUCCAGUAAUUGUGAGAUUCAACAAGUGUCGGUCAUGUGGCAUUGAUCGCUUUAACAACAUGUUUCUCACUUGUAAUGUUCACCAUCUAAAACUGUAGGAGAAGGCCGGUUCUAGAGUGUACGAGUAAGACGUUUGCAGUCUUUGUGGAGAGAAGAAGCAGGUUGUGACAACGUAGAUUGUAAAGCACUAAACUGACUUGUCACAUAUUGUGAAACUAGGAGGUUCAGGUCUUGCGAAACCUUUACAGAUACAUUGUCUAAUUAUAUAAAGAGAGCAUAUAGGAAUUACAUUUAAGAUCAAUAUGUUUCCUACAGAGACUGCUGUAACGUGAAUGCCUCCUGAUGCCUUUGUCUGAAGUGUCAGGUCCAGUGUUCUGGCACUUCAUUUCUUAUUUAUAUGAACAGUAUUGUAAUACAUCCCCUCAUAUUUGUACUACGUUUGCUUUAUUGUAUAUGUUGUAUCGUUUGCUUCAGUUGUGUGGGCACUAGGAGUGUUCAUUAGAUCUUGAGCUAACACUAUCGCAUUUACAUUGAUAUUUUUGAAACAUUUAUGUUUGUUUAAGUUUACUGCCCACAUUGGCACUCGUGAAUAAUUGAGUUAAAUGAUAUUUAUAUGAACAGAACCCGUUUGAAUGGCAGUAUUGAAUGUUUAUGUUGAUAUUCCAUUGCAUGAAUAUUUGUUUUCAUAAAACAAAUUAUUUAAGUCUC
Pseudoliparis swirei is the source of this 1475-nucleotide messenger RNA. RefSeq names its product DiGeorge syndrome critical region gene 6 (gene dgcr6). The transcript has 4 exons. Lineage: Eukaryota; Metazoa; Chordata; Actinopteri; Perciformes; Liparidae. The record is from RefSeq and is a predicted model, not a curated record. The coding region runs from base 86 to 697 and encodes 203 amino acids.